CGCCAGAGGCAAAAUUUUUCUAAAUUUUUUCCUUAAAAUUUUCUUCUAGAGCAUUCAAGGUCCUUCGUUCAAAGUCAGGGGCAGCUCGUACGUGUUUGUGCUGACAAGGUUUUACACCGGUGGAAAUGAACCAGAGGACGAUGGCCUCAGUCGAAUUGUCUCUUUUUACAGGGAACGCGGAAAUCGCCCUAUGGCGCUUCGUAAGCUGCCGGCUGCUAUAAAUAUGCACCGAAAGCGAGUGAUUAACAUUUUGGAGGAGAAUCCGAACAUCGUUGAUUGUUUUCGUAAAUGUCCCAAACACGAAGAAAGCAGCGAGUCUGAUGACGAGGAACCGAAGCCGUUCAACCCUAAACGCCGCUUACGCGGCUAUUGUCGAUUGGUUGACACGUUGCCGAACGACUUCUCAGAGAUAAAUACUGAUCCCAGCGACGCAACGGCACCUGACAGCGUGACCAGUGUCAUCACUGCCGAUUCGAUCAACAGAUUCUCAAGGGAGCCAAACAUGACGUUCAGACAACACUGUUACGACGCGAUCAUGCGAAGCGGCUCCACGGGCGUAAGUCUAAAUGAACUUUGCCGUUCAGGGUUCAUGGAACGGAGUUACAUUUCUUCGAACACUCAAGAUCAGGUAAACGCCUACCUGGACACGCUACAGGCCAGAACCGGCAUCGACUUUCGUAAAUGCGCACAAAUAGAAAAAAUACAAAUGUCAGACCGAAUGUGCAAGCGAAUUCUGAUGAUUCUCGAUUGUUUGGAAGAAACUGCGGUGUGGAAAAGAUACGACCUUCUGGAGACUGCUUGUGAGUCGUACGGAACGCAGAAUUCUCGCGUUCGACUGCAGCUUCUUCACGAGUUCCUCUUCCACUUGAUUUACAGAGCUCCUCAAUCUGAUUCUUUUUGCGGUGAUAACUCGUCUGACGAUGCUGCAGAUCCGCCUGUUUACGUUGAUAAAAUCUCGUGGCAGCGGUUCAUUCCCCUUCUGGAGCCCAACAAGGGUUUGGCAGUUGGAUGGUUCACCAUUGACCAGAUCAUUCCUUUCUUACCCUUGUCUGUCUGUUGCCAGAUUUACCGAAUGGCUUAUCGAGAGUUUUUGAACGAUUCGAUUCGGAAACACACCUUGCUGAAACAUCUUCCGACGCUGAUCAAUCAAGCUAUCGUAUUUGAUCAUCGCUUGCAGCAGAGCUUGACGUCUCUAUGCGAUAUGAUGUGUCAUUUGGGCUUACUUUCGCUUGGCCCGCCUUCUCCAUCUACCUCUAACUCGCCAGUCGAACGCUUUUACUUCCUCCACAAGGGUUCGACAUUGACCGAUACGAGCCCCGCGCCGCGCUCUUUCCGAUUAGUCGCCGAACCGCUCAAUCGUUACAAAAUCUAUCAGUACAAAUUCGAGAGUAGUGACGAUGUCCGACUGUACUGGGUUCAUAUGAGAGCAAUUGUGUGCAGCACGCGUAUUGGUCUCCGAAGUUGCCAAAAAGAAUCGGACGGUAUGGGCGGCUUAGGCGGUGGAUUUAAUUGCUUCCUUUAUUGUUUCUACUAA
Messenger RNA from Soboliphyme baturini, 1534 nucleotides. The record is from the annotation of a GenBank genome assembly. NCBI's taxonomy places the organism in Eukaryota, Metazoa, Nematoda, Enoplea, Dioctophymatida, Soboliphymatidae.